Messenger RNA from Leptosia nina, 1407 nucleotides. NCBI's taxonomy places the organism in Eukaryota, Metazoa, Arthropoda, Insecta, Lepidoptera, Pieridae. The record is from the annotation of a GenBank genome assembly.
AUGGGUAUUAAGAACCAAGUUUUGGCAUCGAUUGUGGUGAGCUACCUCUGCCUUACCACUGGAAUGAUAUCCACAUGGGCGUCAUCAGUGAUAAAUUUGUUUUCUUCUGAAAAUACGACGCUAAAUCGACCCAUGACGGACACCGAAGUAUCCCUACUUGGAGGGUUACCGUCCGCCGCUUCUCUCUUCACAAUCCCCUUAUCUGGAAUUUUUCUGGACUAUUUUGGAAGAAAGUACACUUGCAUAAUUAUCUCCUUAUUCCAAGUGGUUGGCUGGUCUGUAAUCGUCCUAUUUCCUUAUGUAGAGGCGGUUUUAAUUGGUAACUUUAUAAACGGCUUCAGUUUCUGCAUGUAUAUGACUGUGCCAGUUUUCGUCGGGGAAUACUGCCAGGAGAAUAUUCGAGGAACCAUGACUUCAGGAGUGUUAUCGCUAUUUCCUGUUGGCUGGAUGGUCUCCUACCUGAUGGGAACCUUAGAGUACAAUGUUAUGAACUACUCCAGCUUAAGCAUGUCAGUGUUCGGGACUCUAAUACUCUUCUACAUGCACGAAUCUCCUUUGCAUUUAUUGAAAAAAGGAUUAGAAAAGGAGGCAGCUGAAUCGAUAGCGCACUACAGAGGAGUAAAAGUAGAUUCGAAAGAAGUUCAGCAAGAGAUAGAAAAUAUCAAACGUACAUUAAACCCGGAGUUAGAUGAUGCAACACCAGAAUUGGAGAAACUACAGCCUGAUUUACAAAAGAGAGAAAAGCUUACUACAUGGCAAUUCUUGAAGAAAUCGCGGUCUACGCGUCGUGCAUUAGUCCUGUCGUUGGCGCUGUUUGCAGCUGCCGUCUUCCAAGGACAGGUCGUGGUGCAGGUGUACGCAGAACCUCUGUUCGCCAUGGCGGUUCCCAGCAUGUCGACUACUGUCGCGAGUGUCAUAUUUGCUGUAGUCAAUAUAUUUGCUGCUCUUCUCGUUGCUGUUGUUAUUGAUCGUUUAGGCAGACGACCAUUGAUGAUCUACUCUUCUCUGUUUACGGCGGUCUUCGCGGCGUUGCUAGGGUCUCUAAUACAGUUAUCAUGGGCACCCAACUGGGUGACUGCCAUCAUUAUUUACCUUUUCUGUUUUACAUAUACUACGGGCGCUGGAACUAUACCAUAUACUAUGAAUGCAGAAUUAUUUUUACCAGAGAUUAAAAAUUUUGCAACGAUAGCAUCGGUAGAGUUUUCCUUCCUUGGAUUUUUCGUUGUAUUAUUUAUCUUCCAUCCUGUCGUGUCCGUAUUGGGUCUGGGACCAUUAUUUUACAUAUUCUCGGGAACUUGUGUGGCCACAGCAAUAUUCUGUUCAUUCUUCUUGCCAGAGACUAAAGGACUCACGGUGGACGUUAUUCAACUCCAAUUCUAUAAUCCACGAUCUCAUAAUAAUGUAUAA